AUGUUCAAUUUGUUGAAAGUGAUAUGCACGAGACAUCUAAUUUUUGAAAUUUGUUUGCUUAUUAUAACAAUUUUAUCAUUCUCCUCAACUGGAGUGUUCAAAUAUGAUUGUAAUUUGAGUGUUGAUUUUGAUUCCGGAAACAACAACAACACUUGGUAUAGUUUCAAUAAAGAGAAAAUAGAUGAAAAGUUUGUUGGAAUCAUUAAAAACAUUAAAAAAUGCUAGAUUUUCAGGAAAAUCACAUCGGUUUGUGAAAAAUCAAAGAUCAACGUAUUGGAUGGAUUGAACAUGAUGAUCAAUAAACAAGUAGUCGAUAAAUAUAUAUCAUCGAUUGAGAGUGCAACAAAUAAUGUCACAAAUCCCAAAUUAGAAAAUAUUUGGAAUGAGUUUGAAGUGAAUAUGAAUAAAUUGCGAGAAAUCAAUGAAAAAAUGAAACAAGUUGAGAAUGGAGCGUGUAUCAAUAAGAUUGUGAAAAAACAAUUAUCAAGUAAAAGAAAACCACUGGAAACUUUGAUCACAAAUACUAAUAAUUUGCUGACGGCUGUGAAAGAGAUUGGUGUGAAAUGGAAAGACGAAACAACCAACAUGAAACAGGAUUUGAAAUCAUCGGGAGAAAAGUUGAAAAAGUUGUCUUUGAGUUUGUUUGCGUCAUUAAAUGUGAGUUUGAGUCAAUUAAUCUCAUAAAUAUGUGAAAUACUUGACAUUUCAGGCGAUUCUUGAGAAAAGCGACAUAAGUUGUUCGAGUUUCAAUGGAAAUGCUGAUGAAUUUUGUGGAAUUACCGUCCAAAAAACAUCGACAACUUAUCCAAUCGCAUAUAUAUUUCUCAUUUUGUUGUUCACCAUUCUUAUCAUCAGUUGUAUUUGGCUCAAUUUCGAUUUGAUUCAGAAAAGAAAAAAGGCUUCAACAAAAAAAGAUGAAAAACCGAAGGAAAAGGUAGAGAAGGGCGAUUAUUAUUUGGCUGAAAAACUAUUCAUUUACAGAAAAAUAUAGAAAAAGCGAGUCGUAUUGAAUAUAAAGAUCAAACGGGCAAGACUUGUUUUUUUCCUUUAACCACCGAAGUACUGAAACAACAUGAAAUUUAUAAGGCAGAAUUGAAAAAAGAAGAGAAAAAACAGAGACGAGAGAUCAAAAAAAUGGUAGCGCAGCCAAAUAUUAGAAUGAAAAGUGAAUAUAACGCCGAAGAUCUGGAGAAAUUGUUUGGCGGGAGAAAUGAGGAACCGAAGAAAGAUGAGGUUUUGGAAAAAGUUGUUUAUGAGCCAUCAUUGAAUGUGCUCUUGAAUUUUGAUGAAGAUCAUGUUGAUAUUGAGCCAACGAGCAAUCAUUCGGUAUCAAGAUCGAGUAACUAUUCAAGAUCAACAACAACAAAAACAGAAAAAACUCGUACAAUUGAAAAAUGAGGGAGCAGGAUAAUUACUUGAGAAUAUGAUACGAUUUAUGAUCGAUUUACUUGAUAAAAAUUUUUUGCUGAAAAUCGUUCCACGAGUGUCCUUUUGAAAUUUCCAAUUUAUUAAAAGUUCGCACCGCCUUUUUUCUAACUUCAAAUCUGAAAAACCACUGUUUGCCGUUGAACCUUAAAAUGUGAUCUGGUAAAAAAUGAAAUAAAGUUUCUCAAAAACCAAAGUAUUUUUCAAACGUGUUCUACAUAUUCAAAAAAAAACGUAUUUCACACAUUCGAAUAUUUCGCAUUUUUUUCCGUCGGAGAAAUCGAACGAUCAGAAAUCUUCAAAAAAUGAGCCACGGCUUUGAUGUCACAACUUUUCUCAAAAAACAUUUAAAGGCUAGCAUCUGGAAAUGUUGGAGACCGGUAAGUUGUGAACUGAAAAAAUCUAGAAUUUUGCUCUGAUUAUAAAACCCACAUUUUACAGCAAGUGUAUGAAGUUAGUGAUCUCGAAGAGUUGAUAAAACUGGCGACAAAUGUUUUGAAAUUAGAUAAAAGUCUUGUGUUAGUGAAUGCUCCCUGUACAAUAGUCAGUGAUAUUCAUGGUCAAUUUGCGGAUUUGAUUCAAAUUAUAUUCUCAUUCUCGAAAAAUGGAAACGUUGAUUUGUCUGAUAUCAAAACCGGAAAGUGGGUGAUUUUUUUUUGGAUCCUAAACUUUGAUUCAUUGGAUUUUGGACUUAAACCAUUUGGUUUAAUUUUUUCAGAACAUUUUUUGUUCCAGAAAAUUCACAUGGCAAAAAGUACAGUUUUUAUUAAAACUAGAAAUAAAAAUCUGAAGUUUGUUGAUUUUUGAAAAAUUUUCUACUGAAAAAUAAAGUGGAUAAUUUUUUUCGGCAAGAAUCUCGAAAACUGAAAUUUUGGACACGAAGAUUUGAAAAUCUGGCUUUUUGUUUUUAAUUUUCAAUUCCACGUGAAUCAAUUUAAAUUCUUCUUAAAAUUCAUGAAAUUCUUAAUUUUCGCAAAGUAUUAGAUUAACAACAAAUCGAUUUGUGGUCGCCUCAAAAACUAAAAUUAUUUAAAAAAAUUUCUGAGAAAUUUUCACACAAAAAAGAUUUAAAAUUAACUUGGAUUUUUUCAGAUUCGUGUUUCUCGGUGAUUAUGUUGAUCGAGGAACAUUUUCUGUUGAAUGCAUUUGCCUCUUAUUUUCCCUAAAAAUCCUCUUUCCAACCAAAUUCAUUUUGUUACGUGGAAAUCAUGAAUGCAAGGAAAUUAACAGACAAUAUGGGUUUGACUAA
Molecule: messenger RNA, 2674 nt
Organism: Caenorhabditis angaria
Lineage: Eukaryota; Metazoa; Nematoda; Chromadorea; Rhabditida; Rhabditidae
Source: the annotation of a GenBank genome assembly